Molecule: messenger RNA, 3297 nt
Organism: Musca vetustissima
Lineage: Eukaryota; Metazoa; Arthropoda; Insecta; Diptera; Muscidae
Gene: TTLL4A
Product: tubulin monoglutamylase TTLL4
Exons: 11
Coding region: 1-3297 (1098 amino acids)
Biological process (GO): protein polyglutamylation; microtubule cytoskeleton organization
Cellular component (GO): cilium
Molecular function (GO): tubulin-glutamic acid ligase activity; tubulin binding
Source: RefSeq, a predicted model, not a curated record
AUGCAGGAGGAUAUGAACAUAAAAUAUGAAGAUUUCAAUAGUGAUAAAUACUCUGUGCCGAAUUCACUCUUACGGGCCUAUCAAUACGACCAUGAGAUUAGUCAUAGCGAUAUUGUACCAGAACAAUAUCGCUAUUAUCAUAUUCCACAGGAACAACAUUCUGACAACAAUCGCCAGAUCUAUGGUCAUUAUGCCAGUGGCGAUAAGCAUAAUAAAAGUACGCAUAUAUCUAAUAAGAAAAGCGCGCCACCAAGAUGUGUUCAAUUGCAGCAUGGCAAUAACGCAAACAACAAUUGCCAGCCAAUAACGAAUCUCCGUUUCAAAGAAGAAUCAGAAUCACGAGCGCAGCGACAUCGUUGUCGACAGUUUGAUUUUAAUUGUUGCGAUUCGCACAGAGACAGUUUUUACGAAAAAUAUCAUCCUUGUUUAUAUUAUCAAAAUACAAAUACGUCAGAAAAGACAUCUAGGAGAAGAAAUCUACCAUCAACUCGUAACAUGCCCUCCUCCAAAAAUAUCCUGCAAUCCAAUGAGGAUUUGACACUCGAUAAGUACGAAUUACUCUCGGACCGGGAUAAUUUCAAUGGUCACAGAGAUAUAGCCGAUCAAUAUGAAAAGCACGUACUUAAGGAAAAACCCGUCAAUAAUAAUGACGAUAGCGCGUAUGAUAAUUGGCGCUACGAUUCCAUCAACCUCACUGCCAUUGAAAACGUACAUGGUUACACAGAAGAUAUUGAUGUUCACGAGUACAAAAAAUCAAAAUAUUUCGUAGAAGAUAAAUAUUCCAAUUCACAAAAAUCCGGUGCAAGAAAUAAUAAAGAAUUACAUGAAUACCAAAGGACCAAAGAUUACUUAAAUAAUUACAAGAGGUCGGAUGAAGAAUCUCCAAAUAAAUCAAAUCAUGAUGAAAAUGAAAAACAUACACUUCAGUUGACGCAGAGUCCUGAAGCUUCAACAAAAAAAGUAUCACCACCGCCUAAAAACCGACGUGUUUUAAUAUAUAAUAAUCAAAGUCCUAGAUUAUCACACAUAAUUUCCCACAAAAGAAAUCAGAGGUUGAAGACAAAAUCACUUGUUGAGUGCAAACCAGAUGCAUUACCCAAUAUAAUAAAGGCUUGUCAUUCUGGAGACACCAAAUCUGUUAUUUCGCACCGAAAUACAAAUUCCUCAACGAGGAAUAAGCCGACAUUUGAUUCAAAGGAUUUUUCAUCCGAAGAAAGUGAAUGUGAACAUGAUUUGGAUAACGUUUCCGAUUUUGAUGAAGGCGACGAUUCUGACAUUUCUUCUGAUUCAGAAGAGUGUUACCGAUCACAUGCUUACAAAUUUACUCAUGCAUUUGAUGCAAUUUCAACUACUACAUCUGUUUUGUCUUCCCUGAAUUCUGUAGAUAGUUUGACUAAUCCGGAAAGUCUAUUAGUGCCAAGUUUAUUUCCUAAUGUACCACCGUAUUUAUCAUUUUCUUCUAAUACAAAGAAAGGUCCAGAUGUACCUGCCGAUUUAUACCGAAUUCUGAAAUGGAGAGUUACUAGUGUUAUGCCAAGAGUAGUGCGGACAAUUUUAUCCAACAGUGGAAUGCGUUUACUUAAAAAAACUAAUGACUGGAUGGGUGUUUGGGGAAAACACAUGAAGUCCCCGUGCUUUAAAACCGUACGGCCCCAUCAGAAAAUAAAUCAUCUACCAGGAUCGUUUAAGAUUGGUCGCAAAGAUUCGUGUUGGAAAAAUCUAGUUAGACAAAUGGCAAAGCACGGGAAGAAAGAAUUUGGAUUUAUGCCUAAGACUUACAUCAUACCCAACGAUCUGAAACAAUUGCGUAAAAGUUGGCCCAAAUAUGCCCAAAGAAAUGUCAAAUGGAUUAUAAAGCCACCAGCUAGUGCUAGAGGUUCAGGAAUACGAGUUGUUGAUAGAUGGGCUCAAAUACCUAAACGAAAAUCGCUAAUUGUUCAGAAAUAUAUAGAACGCCCAUUGCUAAUAAACGGCAGUAAAUUUGAUUUGCGUCUUUAUGUGCUAGUAACAUCGAUACACCCAUUACGGGUGUAUAUGUACCACAACGGUUUGGCCAGGUUUGCUUCAGUAAAAUACAGUGAUAAAUCGGAUACAUUAAAUGAUCGGUGUAUGCAUUUGACAAACUAUAGUAUCAAUAAACUUUCUUCGAAUUAUGCAAAAAAUGAGGACGUCAAUGCAUGCCACGGUCACAAGUGGACAAUAAAAUCGUUGUGGAAUUAUCUAGCAUGUCGGGGCGUACACACAGAGCUCUUAUGGGAUGCCCUACGGAGCUUAGUUCUAAGAACUAUUUUAGCUGGUGAGAAUUCCAUAAACAACAUGAUUAGAACGAACGUUGAGUCAAAGUACAGUUGUUUCGAGUUGUUUGGAUUUGAUGUACUACUAGACGCUGAUUUAAUCCCAUGGCUGUUAGAAGUAAACAUAUCACCAUCCCUACAUUCGGAAUUGCCAUUGGAUGCACACGUGAAAGCACCCCUUGUCCAAAGCGUAUUGAAUACUGCUCUUUACAACGUACCACCAAAGCUUUCAAUUGAACGUCAAAAAGAAAUUGCGGCAGAAAUGUCAUUGCAGCCUGGACCUAUUUGUUACGACAAACGACUGUAUAUUAAUUACUUGUCGCGUAGUGAGAAAAUAAAGCAUAGCACAUUUACUCGUAAAACUAUGGAGGAUCGAAAUGAGUAUAUUGAUGCAAUAUUGGAAAAUCUGACUCCGGACGAUGUACGGUGUCUUAUAAUUGCUGAAGAUGAACUGGCUCGUAGUUCACCACUGGAACGCAUUUUUCCAACCGCUGAAACUCAUAAAUAUUUGAAAUACACUGAAACUCCUCGAUAUUACAACCGUUUAUUGGAUGCAUGGGAAACGCGCUAUAGCCACAAUCGCAAUGAGGGCAUUAAUUUGCUACGACAAUACUGUGAAGACCGAUAUCACCUUCAAGUACCGCAGAUACCAACCAAGAAGGGAUGUUGGAGAGCAAUCGUGGCUCUAUAUUGGCGCUGUCGUGCCUUAUAUUCUCCCCAAUGUAAGAUAUUCCAAAUGGGAGAUAUCAGUUUGCAACGGAUUGACUCGGAGAUGGACUCCGACCAGAGGAUGCCACCUCAACAAUUACAUGUUCGUGUUCGUCAUUUUUGUCAUGGGAGCCGCAUUAUAUCCCGAAAUGCCUGCUCGGAACCCUACUGGUCCGUGCCGGGAUUGAAAGAAACCCCGGACCUUGGUUCUGCAGUGUUUGCAGAAACCGCAUCCACAUCCGCAGAUUCAAUGGAUGUGGAGAAUGGGUGCAUUUUCGAGGCUGCUCUGGACUGA